This is a messenger RNA of Knipowitschia caucasica, 2247 nucleotides long. NCBI's taxonomy places the organism in Eukaryota, Metazoa, Chordata, Actinopteri, Gobiiformes, Gobiidae. The record is from the annotation of a GenBank genome assembly.
AUGCAGAGUAAGAAGGUGACUUUCGUGCCAAUGAAGUCAGCUCGUGAAAGAGCGCUUCAGGAGGAGAAGGAAGCUCUGAUCGCUGAGCUAGCAGAUUUCAAAGUCGAUCAUGAAAGCCUCCGCAAAAAAUGUGAGAAAACACAACUUGACCUCAAAACGUCCAAUGAGAAAGUCGAGCGUUACCACCAGAGACACGUGAAACUGUCCAAGGAGAUCAAGCAGCUCACUCUGGAAAAGGCCGACUUGCAACAUCGCUGCAUGACCACGCGCGGUCAGUGCAAAUAUUUAGAAGACGAAUUGAACAAAAUGACGGAUAAGAACGAAAAAUUGCAGAACGACGUGGCGAGGGCGCAGUCCGACGUGAUGCAAAUGCGAGCCGUUACCAAACAGCUCAGGGACAAAGUGGAAAAGAUCCCUCUUCUGGAGCGGUCGCUUACCAACGUCCAGUUAAAGGACAGGAAGAAAACGGAUCAGCUUCAGGCAGCUCUGAAGGAGCUGGAAAAGGUGAAUGAGAAGUACAGAGAAAACCAGGUGAAAGUGAAUAUGUUAAAGAAGGAGAUUGAAGAAGCAGAGAAAAACCAGUGCAUGCUGCAAAACUCCAUGAUGAGGAAGUACAAUGAGAACACGCUCCUGCAGCAGAACAACAAGAAGCUGGAGAAAGACAUCCAGCAUAUGAAGCUGCACCUGGAGUCUUUCAAGAAGCAGGUGGAGAAAGUGGAGGACCUGAAGAUGACGCUGAACACCACCAUCUGCAAGCACGAGCAAAAUAUCCAGGUGCGCGACCUUGAUUACAUUGCCGUGUGCGAGGAGGUGAAGAAACUGCAGGCUGUGGAGCGAGAGCAGAAAGGGAAGAUCUCUGAGCUCAAAAACAAAUGCGUUUAUUACGAAGCAAAGUGUUCCAAGCAGGAGAACCACAUUGAGGCCUGGAAGCAGGGAAACCGCGACCUGAAAAACGAUAACGUGAAGCAGCAAGCCGAGAUCAGAGCCAAGACAGACGAGCUGCGGAAGGCGCACUCGCAGAUAAACUCCCUGGAGCAGCACGUGUCGCACAUGCAGGUGCAGGAGCAGAGCCUGCGGACCGAGGGGAAGACCAUGAACUCCCUCAUAGAAGAAAACCGCAACGUUUCGCAGCUCGUCAUCGGAAAGUUAGAGGCCGAGCUUUACGGGUUGCAGGUGGAGUACAACGGCGCGCAGGAGGAGAUCCACCAGCUGAAAAAACAGUUAGACUCUCUGGAAACCGUGCACACAGAGGCCAUGGCCGAGGCCGCCGAGCUUCAACACAAGAUUAAGUUUCUGCGGUUUGAAAUUAACAAUAACGAGCAGCGACAGGAUUUAGCAGUGAAGAAAUUCGCAAUCAACACAAACCAUUACAAGAAAUAUCGCAGACAUAUAUCGGACAAACACAAGUUGUACCACGCGGUCAAGAGCAUGGUGCAGGGCGGACUAUGCAAAGAGCGCGACGCCACUGUUCCAUCGCAGACCAAGGUCAAGACGGAAGAAGCCGAACGCGUAAACAAGAAGCUGGACUCGAAGCCGGAGCCAAAACUGAACGAGCCUUUUAAGGCGCUGUACUGGUCCAAGAAAAAGGUUGUACAAUUGGAGGAAAAAAUCAAAGUGCUGCAGGCGGAAUGCGAGCAGUCGCUUACCAACAUCCAGUUAAAGGACAAGAAGAAAACGGACCAGCUGCGCACCGAAGGGAAGACCAUGAACUCGCUCAUGGAAGAAAACCUCAGUAAAAUGACGUAUGCCGCAGCUCGACUCGACAGGAAAGCUCCUGUUUCGGCCCCUGUAGAGCUGCGAGACUCCAAACCCGCUGAUUCUGGAUUCUUGACCCUCCAGUUUAUCCAAAAUGUGCCAAAAUCCACUUUAUCACAACGCUGGUCCUACACAGAGACCUCCAGUGCCGGGUGCUUUGAGGAUAUAUUGUGGUUUUUCUCCCAGCACGGGAAGGUCGGCAUGUCGGCCACAGCCCGAGGCGAAGGGAAAGUCCCAUCGUGCGGCCUGCUUGAGAGUGCUUUUGCAGUCUGUCAGCUGGGGCCCUGUGUGGAGCCUCCGGGCGGUGAAACAGGCUUUUUCCAGGUCAGCUCCUCUACCCAGCUGCGCCUUGCUUCCUCCUGCUCUCGCUCAUUCCACUGCAGUGAGAACACGGAACGUCACGACACGCUAGCUGUGUUUGGUUUGUGUGGAGGGUUUGGGUUGGCAGGGGCAGGAGAAACUUUUACAACUAUGGAGGAGCAUGAUUUAUAG